This is a messenger RNA of Atta colombica, 5138 nucleotides long. RefSeq names its product glycogen debranching enzyme. The transcript has 26 exons. Gene Ontology annotation, biological process: glycogen biosynthetic process; glycogen catabolic process. Lineage: Eukaryota; Metazoa; Arthropoda; Insecta; Hymenoptera; Formicidae. The record is from RefSeq and is a predicted model, not a curated record. Bases 345 to 5123 code for a protein of 1592 amino acids. Gene Ontology annotation, molecular function: 4-alpha-glucanotransferase activity; amylo-alpha-1,6-glucosidase activity.
CUUGCGCAAAGAUUCUUCUGCCUGAUCGUUUGAAUGCGAGCGCACGACAUUUGUAUUUAACGUGUUCAUCAGUGUUCAUGCGAUAUCAUUUUGCACUUCAUCACCAACGUAGGUAGGGAAUCAUCGAAGUGCGAAGGAAAGUCCUCAGACGUCGCUUUUGCCACGUGCGUGCGUGCACGUGUGUAUUCGUACAUCGGCAGGUGUUAAUCAAAUUUUUAAUCGUGUAGUACGUAUAAAGGAUUUUGCUUAUACAUAGUAAAAUGUCGGCAGAUGCUGCGAUAUCAUUUUCCUAAUAAAUUGUCCAUAUCAAUCAACUAAAAACGUUCAAUUAACUCGCAUUGGCAAUGGCUCGGAGAAUAAGACGCUUCAUUCACAGUACAAGAAAAAUGGUCUUAAGGCUUUUUAGAUGCUUUCUGCAAAUUAUCCGUAAAUGGCUCUGUAGAGGAUUGGAUGCUACAAUAAUUAAAAACAUGCAUUCUUUGCCAUCACGUCCCACCCAUGAGCAAAUAAGAGUUCUAACUGUGAACAAUGGAGAACAUUUAGAUGGGAUAUUAUACAGAUUAAAGAAAGAUUGGAUAGUUGAGUUUCGACUUGGAGCUUCCCUUCUUGGAAAAACACUUGAGGUUUUUAUAAACCAUCCAUUAUCGACCGAUAAGAAAUUCGAGAGGCAUACUUACUAUCAAUUGAAAUGGAUUGACGAAUCGGCGAGCAUACAUUUAACUUUGUCAGGGUCAUUCCAUUAUUAUGUCACUAACCAAGUCGAAGGGAAUAUAAAACCUGUUGCAUCCGGAUACUUGCUGGUGGAUCCUGAAUUGAAAAUAGGUGAACAUGGGGAGAAAUUACCUCUAGAUUGUAUUCAAGUCCAAACAGUUCUAGCAAAGAGUUUAGGACCUUUUUCUACAUGGGAAAGUAAAUUACUGGUAGCACGAAAUUCUGGAUAUAACACAAUUCAUUUUACACCGAUUCAGGAAUUAGGACGUUCUAAAUCGUCGUACAGCCUGAAGGAUCAAGCUCAACUUAAUCCCGCUUUUAAUGAUAACAAUAAGAUAGUUACUUACCAUGAUAUCGAAACAUUUGCAAAUAAAAUGCGUAAUGAAUGGAAGAUGUUAAGCAUCUGUGAUAUUGUUUUAAAUCAUACGGCGAAUGAGAGUCCUUUCCUGGUUUCUCACCCGGAGUGCACAUACAACUGCAUCAAUAGUCCUCAUUUACGUCCGGCUUAUAUCUUGGAUGCAGCAUUGUUUGAAUUAACAACUCAGGUAGCUUUUGGAGAAUGGGAAUUUAAAGGUAUUCCCACCGUAGUUGACACCGAGGAUCAUUUGAAUGCGAUUCGACAUGCUCUCCACACACAUUUCUUGCCACUAAUGAAGAUACAUGAGAUGUACACCAUCGAUGUCAAUGAAAUUGUAGCAGAAUUCUUAAAUUCAGCGCGCAAUGAGAUGCCACAAGACAUAAAUAAUAUAACAACCGAAGACAUUACAGUGAUUCAAGAUCCUGCAUUUCGUAGAUUAAAAUCAACCAUAGAUAUACAGCUUGCUCUGAAGAAGUAUAAUACGUAUAGAGCUGAUUGUUUCGAUGAGGAAACUCGUCUGAAACGAUGUGCAGAGGACUUGAAAAAUAAAUUGCAAGAACUCAAUGAAGUUAUUACCAACAAUAUUCAAAACCAUCUAAAUGCUGCUGUUGAAAAUAGUAUUGCUGGCAUGAGAUAUUUUAGAGUGCAAUCUGAUGGUCCACAAAUUAAAGAAAUUAAUGAGAAAAAUCCUCUCAUUCCCAGAUACUUUACCGAUUACGGGACACCUAAAUCUUUAAUGGAAAGAGAAAGCAUAAUGUAUUCAGAUGAUGGAUGUUAUCUUAUGGCUCACAAUGGAUGGGUCAUGAAUAGUGAUCCCUUGAAGAAUUUCGCGGAGCCUGAUUCUAAUGUGUACAUUCGAAGAGAACUUAUCGCUUGGGGAGAUAGCGUAAAACUCAGAUAUGGACAGAAACCAGAAGAUUGUCCUUUCUUAUGGCAGCAUAUGGUGUCCUAUGUAGAACAAACGGCACAAAUAUUCGAUGGUAUUCGACUAGAUAAUUGCCAUUCUACACCGAUCCCCGUCGCUGAGUAUAUGCUUGAUGCUGCACGACGAAUUCGUUCAGAUCUCUAUGUUGUCGCAGAAUUGUUUACCAACUCUGAUCAAAAAGACAACAUCUUUGUGAAUCGUCUUGGCAUCACAUCUUUAAUAAGAGAAGCUAUGUCUGCUUGGGAUAGCCAUGAACAAGGAAGAUUAGUAUAUCGAUACGGAGGAGAACCAGUUGGAGCAUUCCUGCAGCCACGAACACGGCCGUUAAUACCGAGCAUAGCUCACGCUCUGUUCAUGGAUGUGACUCACGAUAAUCCUAGUCCAGUAGAGAAACGAAGUAUUUUUGAUCUACUCCCGAGCGCAGCACUCGUAUCGAUGGCGUGCUGUGCUAGCGGUAGUAAUCGCGGAUACGACGAAUUAGUGCCUCAUCACAUACACGUGGUAGAUGAGAAAAGGCAGUACACUUCAUGGAUAGACAACGAUUUGACAAACAACGUUAAAUUUAUUAAUUCGAAAACUGGUAUAAUUGCAGCUAAAAAGGCAUUAAACGAUUUACAUUACAUGCUUGGUCAACAAAAAUUUCCACAAGUGUUUGUCGAUCAAAUGGAUACUGAUAUAGUGGCCGUAACAAGACACUCGCCGACUACUCACGAAAGUGUAGUCUUGGUUGCAUUCACAGCCUUUAAACACCCGGACUCUAGCGCUCAUGAUCUGAGAAAGCACGUAAGACCACUGAGAGUGGAGGGUAUAGUGGAAGAAAUUAUUUUAGAAGCGUCACUUUCGCACAUUGAUGCCAAAAAUGGUAAACCACUUUUCCUUUUGCCUGAAAAAUAUACAAUGGACGAAAAUAUCAUAAAUGGAUUGUCCGAAUAUUCAUUGAGCCUUAAACAGCACAUACAGUGUUGCGACUCCACGAUGAUCGAGAAGAUCGAUUCCGGCGAUCCUAAAAUCACGCAGCUUAAUUUUGUGAACUUCCAACCCGGUUCUGUUAUAGCUAUACGUGUGGCUCUUCACGCGAAUAUAGUACCUGCUUUAAUGAAACUCCAAAAUACUAUCUCGCAGAUUACUUCAAAUGAAAAAUCAGAAUUACAUAAUAUAAUUUCCGGCAUGGACUUCUCAGAUUUAAAUAAAACGUUAUAUAGAUGUGACCAAGAAGAACGAGAGGAAACUCAGAGCAAAUUUGGAGUGUAUAAUGUACCGGGAUAUGGUCCUCUUGUAUAUGCUGGAUUGCAAGGUAUUAUAUCUUUACUGGCUGAUAUUCGUCCAAAUAACGAUCUAGGACAUCCCCUGUGUGUCAAUCUUAGACAGGGUAACUGGUUAAUAGAUUACAUGUGGCAACGUUUAAAAGAGGAUGACGACACUAAACCUCUUGGAAUUUGGCUUGAACAAACGACAGAACCGUUCAAAGUAAUCCCGAGAUAUCUUGUGCCAAGUUACUUUGAUGUUAUAAUUGUGAACGUUUAUAGAAUUCUUUUAGAUCACUGCAACAAUUUAAUGUCAGACUUUGUUAAGAACGGAACUACAUUUGUUAAAUUACUGAGUUUGGUUUCGAUACAAAUGGGUGGUGUGGUAAGAUCAUCACAAUUGCCAAAUUUAUCGCCGGAUCUUAGUUCACCUAAGCCAAAAAUUAAAAUCCAUGACGGAGUAGCAGAGCAAACAUGUUUAACAUUAUCGGCAGGCUUACCGCAUUUUACAACGGGUUACACAAGAAAUUGGGGUAGAGAUACUUUCAUUGCUAUGAGAGGGCUAUUACUUUUGACUGACAGGCAUGUCGAAGCAAGAUUCAUAAUUCUUGGAUUUGCCGGUACUUUACGACACGGCCUGAUCCCCAAUCUGCUCGAUAAAGGAAAUAAUGCGAGAUACAAUUGUCGCGAUGCUUUAUGGUGGUGGCUCUAUACGAUAAAAUGUUACGCCGAGGAAGUGUCGAAUGGUUUGGAUAUUUUAUCCGAUAAAGUUUCAAGAUUGUUCCCGACUGAUGAUUCACCAGCUUUGGAGGCAGGAGAACAUGAUCAACCAUUAUAUGAAGUAAUUCAGGAAGCUCUCACAGUACAUUUUCAAGGUCUCUGCUUCAGAGAGAGAAACGCCGGGAAACAGAUCGAUGAGCACAUGACCGAUCGUGGAUUCAAUAAUCAGAUCGGUGUUCAUCCCGAAACAGGUUUUGUAUUUGGUGGCAACGAUGCUAAUUGCGGUACCUGGAUGGACAAGAUGGGAUCUUCUGAAAAAGCUGGUAAUAAAGGCAAACCAGCUACCCCCAGAGACGGUUCCGCUGUAGAGAUAGUUGGGCUGAGCAAAUGCAUUCUCAGUUUUUUGGCCGAAUUGUACAAACAGAAUCUUUUCCCGUACGGCAGUGUUCAACGUAAAAGUCGCGAUGGCCAAACAAUAACUUGGAGUUAUAAGCAAUGGGCCGACAGAAUUCAAACAAAUUUCGAAAAGUACUUUUACGUAAAUGAAAUUCCGUCACAGAGCGAGUCGAAACCCAAUUUAAUCCAUCGACGAGGUAUAUUCAAGGACAGUCACGGAGCAACGCAAGAAUGGGCGGAUUAUCAAUUGCGGCCUAACUUUCCCGUUGCGAUGGUCGUUGCUCCGGAACUGUUUAAUCCUCAUCAUGCCUGGACAGCACUGAAAAAAGCGGAAGAGAUAUUACUUGGCCCACUAGGAAUGAAGACGUUAGAUCCUGCGGAUUGGGCAUAUAAUGGAUAUUAUGACAAUUCCAAUGAUGGUACCGAUGCUAAAACAGCACAUGGAUGGAAUUAUCAUCAAGGACCUGAAUGGAUCUGGCCGAUAGGAUAUUUCCUACGAGCGCGUUUACACUUUGCGUCAUUAAUCGACGAUGAAAACGAAUUACACCAUAUGAUCGAAUCGACUGAAGCUAUUAUUUCUCGGCAUUUUAUCGAAGUGUCAACCAACCAUUGGAGAGGCCUUCCUGAGCUUACCAACAAGGAUGGAAGUUACUGCUCAGAUAGUUGUCGCACUCAAGCUUGGAGUGCUUCAGCUAUAUUAGAGGUACUCUACGAUUUACAAAAGAUCAAACAGGAAUUGGGAUCCGAGGGAAUGCGAUCCAAGAAUUGAUAUAACUUUGCGUGU